This is a messenger RNA of Plodia interpunctella (Indianmeal moth), 2710 nucleotides long. Its product is annotated as RNA-binding protein RO60-like. The record is from RefSeq and is a predicted model, not a curated record. Gene Ontology annotation, molecular function: RNA binding. Bases 270 to 2177 code for a protein of 635 amino acids. The transcript has 12 exons. NCBI's taxonomy places the organism in Eukaryota, Metazoa, Arthropoda, Insecta, Lepidoptera, Pyralidae. Gene Ontology annotation, cellular component: ribonucleoprotein complex.
GUCCAUGAUAAGAACUUCGAAUAGUCGGUAACUUAUUGUCGUAGGUGUAUGAUGAUUACGUAUACGGCUCACGGCUUUAUUUUCUUCUGUCAUUCUAAUGUCAAAUUGGCUGUCAUCAAUAAAUUAUUUACGGAGGUAGGGGAGACUAGAAGCGAGUUUUGAACAAAUUGUGCGCAGUGUACCUCGAAUUCGCUACCAUACACUGCUGCAUGUUGAUACACAGUUCAAAAGGCUUGGAUAGUGUAUUUGGAGCAGUGAAUUAAGUGAAAAUGAGUAAGAAGCCACUUGAUCCGGCACUACGUAACCGGGUCAUACGGUAUUUGCAUACUGGAAAUGAAUUUCCGAUAUAUUUCCCUGGAUGCUGGGCGUCUCACAAGUAUUUUGAGGCAGAUAAACUGCCUGUUAUCAAUUUAAUUCUUGCUGACGCCGCUCAUGGUUCUGAUGUUGUGGAAAUCAUUGUAAAGGCAUAUAAGGAUGGCUGGUAUACUCGCUUUGAUACCCUUGCAUUUGCUCUUAGCAAAUGUUUGCUGGUUGGUGCCUCACCAGUCAAGGAAGCUGCAUAUAAAGCUGCAGCUGAAAUUUGUAAAACACCAGAACAGAUGAUGCUUUUUAACAAAUUCACUAGGCUUCUGAAAACAGGUAAUGGCAGGGGAUGGUGCAAGAAUGUUCAGGACUGGUAUCUCAAAAAGGAGCCUAUGGAACUAGCCAAGGAAAUGACUCGGGUCCGUGCACGUCAUGGUCGCUCCCACAAAACGCUGCUUCGAAAAUCACAUGUGAAAAUUCCUGAAAAUGAUCAUGCUCGGGAUGCUGUCGUAAAGUAUGCGAUUUUUGGACUGAAACGAGCUAAGCAGCUGCUUGGUGAAGCGCAAGGCACAAAGGAGAUCUUCGAGUACAUUCAGAAGGUCGAGGACAUGCGUCACUGCGAGGAUGCAGUCGCGGCCGCGGCCAUUGCUACUCAAAAUAAGUUCACUUUGGACCACGUCCCUGGACAUCUGCUUACAUCUCAGGAAGUUUGGAAUGCAGUUCUGCCUCAGUUCAGCCUAGAAGAACUUCUGUACCAUAUUCAGCGUAUCCACAACAUGGGCUUUUUGACCAAUGACUCUACCACUAAUGCUAUUCUUGUCUCUCUGUUGACCAACCAAGAUGUCAUUAAGAAGUCCAAAGUCACUCCACUUGCUGUGUACAUUGCUUUGUGUAACUACAAAAAGAAGAGCAGGCCUCUGAAACACGAAAAAGCAAAAGUGGCCGCUGAGAAGGAAAUCCGUCGUCGCACUCGUCAGAUGUUCGACAGCAAGACCGGUACGUGGGAGUGGAUAGUCACCAGGCGACACCCCAAGGAGGUCAAGAAUUGGGGUAUCGACCAGCCUCCUAACCAGGCGGUGAUCGCGGCCUUGACCAAUCUCAUCGACUUGACCUGGGUGCUGACGCCGCCAACUAAUGCCCGCUACAUGAUCACGAUGGAUAUGAGACACCACAUGUUUAAAGGUCGUCACUUCUGCAAAAGCUUCGUGGUCCCGAAAAAAGUCAAGAAGACCUCAACUAAGACCACCCCAACGGCCUCCGCGGGUGGGGGGGACGGCGAACCGGAGAAGAAGAACAAGAAGCGGCUGCUUGCUGAAUGUUUUUACAACAGGCACGUCACGCCCGGACAUGCAGCUAUCAUCCUCGCCCUGCAAAUCCUGAAGCGCGAGCGCGAUGUGAAGCUGGCCGUGUUCACGGACGACGGCUUGCAGCUCGUCUCCAUCGAGAAAAACUUCAGCACCAUCGACGAGGCCGAGUUUGUGUUAAGGCAAGUGAACCUGGGCCGCGUGCAGCUUGACGCCCCGAUGGUGUACGCCGCGAACAACGACCUGAAAGUGGACGUGUUCAUCAACAUGGUGGACCGGCCCACGCGCUACAUGGAGCUGGAGGCGGCGGAGCGCGGCGGCCGCGGCCCGGGCGGCCGCUACGGCCCGCCGCCGGCCAAGGACGAUGUGCCGGACCACUGUCCGGUGCGCGCGCUGCUCAGAUACCGCCAGCAAUCCGGCAUUAUGGAUGCCAAAUUGAUCGUGAUGUCCCUGGCCUCCCACCGCGUGGGCACGUCGGACGGCAGCCACGAGGGCGUGCUGGACAUCGUGGGCAUCGACGAGCACGUGCCCAAGCUCAUGGACGCGUUCGUGCUCGGCCAGUUCAAGUGAAUGGCCGGCCUUAAUCACUAAUGUCAAUUUCCGAACGCAAUGUAAGGAACACUACUAGAAGCGCUUCUAACAGCGAUUAUAUCCACCAAAUAUUGUUAACCGUUUACUGAAUCUCAAAAUCACAGUUUUGUCUAUAAUUAGUUAGGUGUCUUGUUUUCGUGACAUUGUCUAACAUUUUCGAGAUCAAUCCUGUAACCGUCUCUACAUCAUCAUAGGAUAUGAAAUCUAAAAUCAAAUCAUCGAUCGUUCUUUACAUUGCGUGUCACCUAUCGCUAUUUGUUGAUCAUACCUUCUAUUACCUCAGUAUUGCAAUUGUUUGUAGUUAAAAUUAACAUAAACUAGAACCAGUUUUAUGCGAAAAAACUGACCGCGAAUCGAAAUCGACGGAUUUUACUUAUUUAGGUUUACACUCUUGUGACAUAUAGUUACGGCAACGGUUUGUGUCUAUGAACUCUACUAGCGAUCUCUGCAUUUGAUGAAUUUAAGAAUAAUUACUACCAGUUUACCAAAUAUUGGUGGUUCGUAUUAAUUUU